This is a messenger RNA of Aspergillus nidulans FGSC A4, 489 nucleotides long. Its product is annotated as protein cffA. The record is from RefSeq and is a predicted model, not a curated record. The transcript has 3 exons. The coding region runs from base 1 to 489 and encodes 162 amino acids. NCBI's taxonomy places the organism in Eukaryota, Fungi, Ascomycota, Eurotiomycetes, Eurotiales, Aspergillaceae.
AUGGAUUCUGACAAGCUGACCUUCCGCAGAGCACUGCACAACCCGCACGUCUCCGAGACGGCCAAAGAACACGCGCGGCAGUCACUCCAGGACCUGAACGAAGACGAAGCACGAAGAGAGAUGCAGGAAGAAGCCGGACAGCACGUGCCUUACCACCGCCAGCAUAGACGCUACGAGACACGACAUGCAUCGGCAGACCAGCCGAUGCCGCCCCAGGAGCGCAUUAAUGCGGCGCGCGGAUACAAGGCGGCGCUCCAUAACCCGCUCGUCUCGGAAGAAGGGAAAGAGCAUGCCCGGCGCAUGCUUCUGGAGAUGGACGACCAAGAGGCCCGGGAGGAGUUGUACGGGGAGAAGCCCAAGAGCCCAACCAGAGUCGCGGCGGGACUGAAAGCCGUGACGCACAACCGACGUCUAAGUGAUUCGACGCGGUACACGGCCGCUCAGAAACUGCGCGAGAUGGGGUAUGCCCAGGAAGAAGAGCAGAGAUAG